This is a messenger RNA of Eremomyces bilateralis CBS 781.70, 1441 nucleotides long. Its product is annotated as Di-copper centre-containing protein. The transcript has 5 exons. The record is from RefSeq and is a predicted model, not a curated record. The coding region runs from base 320 to 1441 and encodes 373 amino acids. Gene Ontology annotation, molecular function: oxidoreductase activity. NCBI's taxonomy places the organism in Eukaryota, Fungi, Ascomycota, Dothideomycetes, Eremomycetales, Eremomycetaceae.
AUGAAUCUCCACUCAAGCUUUCUAUUACCCUGAGCUUCUCCGCAAUCCAUGCUAUCCGGCUUGCCGUUCCAUUAUUGCCAAUGAAAAAGCUUUCUACGUUUCUUUACAGAACCAUGCUGCCGGUUGUAAGAGGUUGCCGUCCAUGUAAUUGGAAGGGUCAUCCACGAGACCGAACCGUCUGGGGCUGCGGUCCAAGAGCCAAGGGUUUCCGAUCCAUUGUUUUUUCUGGAAUAUGUAAUAGGGUUGAACCGCUCAGCGACAGUAAAUAAACGAACUUCAAGCACUUCGUCUUUAAGUUACUCCACUGCUUGCCGACAGCAUGGCGUUUGCGCCGCUCAUUCAGCGAUAUGGACUUGGUAUCCUCGCGAUCCUAAGUGUCAUUAAUCUAUCAACGGCAGCGCCGUUUAACGCGGCAUUAAACGUUGCCGAUGCGCCAUGUACGGAACCAAGAGUACGGCGAGAAUGGAGAAGUUUGAACGACGCGGAAAAGGGAGAGUACAUCGGUGCAAUAAAAUGCCUGAUGGCAGCGGCACCUACGGGAAAGCAAUACUUCGAGCCCAUCACAAGUCGAUAUGAGGAUUUCGUUGCUAUGCACGUCAAUGCCACUGGUGGCGGCGUCCUUAACACCGAAAGGGGUUUCCCAAUGGGAGGUACAACAGGCAUUCACGGUGUUGGGAUCUUCUACCCCUGGCAUCGAUACACGGUCUGGCAGUUUGAAGAGACAUUGCGCAACGAAUGCAAUUAUACCGGGGCGCAACCAUACUGGGAUUGGCACUUGGACACUCCGGAGGCAGGAGGCUCAUUUGUCACAUCACCUCUAUUCGAUCCAGUCACUGGGUUUGGAGGAAAUGGAGCGGAGGAUGAGGAGGAUGAUGAUGAAGGGAGUAGGGGAUGGGGAAGUGCGUUUGGUGGGUUCUUUGGAGGGGGGUCCGGAGGCGGGUGCAUCCAAGAUGGGCCGUUCAAGGACAUCAAGCUGCAUCUAGGUCCUAUGUCGACUGUAAAAGUCGGCAAUGAACGGUGUCUAACGAGGGAUUUCCAAGGGGCAUCGGCUGAGCGUUCCGCAACCAAAGCAAAUAUCGCAAAAACGCUGGCAAUCGACACAUAUGCAUCCUUCCGAUCAUCCACUGAAGGGUCAAGCGGAUUGCACAAUGCUGGACACGGCGGCAUGAUGGAUGUAUUCUCUUCGCCCAACGACCCUCUUUUCUGGAUGCAUCACACCCAGAUAGACCGUAUUUGGGCCAUCUGGCAGUCUCAAAGUGAGUCAAGGCUUGCAGAAAUGGCCGGGACUACCCGGGCACCGGUGACACUGGACUCAAUGUUGUGGAUGGGGUUCAAUGCUCCAGACCAACCUGUUCGAACGGUGAUGGAUACCCUCAAUAGGAACGGCGAGGGCUUUUUGUGCUACAAAUACGAUGUUGGCAUAGAGGAGUUUGUAGAUUGA